UCGAUUUAAUUAUAGGUGUCCGUAUAUCAAUCCACAAUAUAUGUUUUUCGGGUUUUAGAAACCACAUAGCUAGAAGUUUUGUCAACGAAAAAGAGACAAUAUAGAAAUGAAGAGAGGUGAGGGAUUCAAUCAUGAACAAGAUAAUACCUCCAAGAAAAAUAAAAAAUUUCCGGACCUAGAAGAAGCAGCAGAAGAUGAUGAUGACGAACUUGAACCUAUGGAACAUGAUUCCUCUAGUACAAGUAGACCCGGAAAUGGAGCUACCUCAAGCAAUAGUACGGUUGAAGAGAGUGACAAGAAGACUAACUCAGCCUCGGGUUCUGUACGACCCUACGUUCGUUCAAAGAACCCUAGGCUACGCUGGACACCUGAACUCCAUCUCCGAUUUAUUCAUGCAGUCGAUAAACUUGGAGGCCAGGAAAGAGCAACACCCAAGUUAGUUCUUCAACUGAUGAACAUCAAAGGCCUUAGCAUCUCUCAUGUCAAAAGCCAUCUUCAAAUGUAUAGAAGCAAGAAGAUUGAUGAUUCAAAUCAAGAACAAGGGCUUGCUUAUGAAGGUGAUGAUCAUCAUAUUUACACCCUUAGCCAACUUCCCAUGCUCCAAAGUGUUACUCAAAAGUCAAUUACCAAUUUUAGAUAUUCAGAUGGAUUAUGGAGUCGUCAAAUGAAUCAAGCUGGUUAUAACCCUUUAAUCUAUGCACUUAGCCAUAAUGGUGUUUAUGGUUCAAGACCAGAGAGACUAAUCUUGGAAAGGAACAAAAACAAUUCUAAUUUGAAAUGUUUUGAUGUCAAUAAAACCGAUGGAUCCCAAUUAAGAUUAUUCGAAAACCAUGAUGCAUUAUUGUCAAGAGAAAACCAAAUCCGAAGCAAUAGGCAAUUGGAUUUUAUAAAUAAAGACGACAUAAUCAAUGAUCAAGACAAAACGGUAUUGAAAAGAAAGGCAAUCAAUCAACAAGAGCCGCAAAGUUUUGAUCUUGACCUGAAUCUUUCGUUGCAAAUCAAGGCCCGAGAAGAUGAUAAUACAAGAAAUGCUGAGGCCAAUGAGAACAGCUUAACGCUGUCAUUGGCUUCACCGAUUUCAAGGAAAAAUCCUAAUAAUUUAAGAAGAUCAUCAAAACAUGCAAAAACAAUGGGAGGCAGUAGUAGUACAACCCUGGAUCUGACUUUGUGAAAAAAACAAAGUGUGGGACUUCCGAUUAGUGAGAUUCUUCAAGCCUACUAUUAUCAAUUAAUCGAGGAUGGAACGGCGGUCAAGUCUCAAUAAAAUUGAAAUGUAUGUCGACAAAGAUUUACAUAAUACUUGUUACUGAUUUAUAUAUAGUUAUAUAGUUAAAGAUUCAAAAGCUAAAACAUGAA
Molecule: messenger RNA, 1356 nt
Organism: Erigeron canadensis
Lineage: Eukaryota; Viridiplantae; Streptophyta; Magnoliopsida; Asterales; Asteraceae
Product: myb family transcription factor MPH1-like
Exons: 6
Coding region: 107-1171 (354 amino acids)
Molecular function (GO): DNA binding; DNA-binding transcription factor activity
Source: RefSeq, a predicted model, not a curated record